Molecule: messenger RNA, 1353 nt
Organism: Pteropus alecto (black flying fox)
Lineage: Eukaryota; Metazoa; Chordata; Mammalia; Chiroptera; Pteropodidae
Gene: UBE2L6
Product: ubiquitin conjugating enzyme E2 L6
Exons: 4
Coding region: 296-757 (153 amino acids)
Source: RefSeq, a predicted model, not a curated record
UCCGGCCACAUCGCGCGCUCCCGGGCCCGCCCGGUCCCCCAACAAAGGGCGCGAGUUCCGGGUAUCCCAGCCCACUGCCCUGGGGCCCCAGCCAGGGCCCGAGAGGCUCCUGCCCUCGACCGCUUCGCAGUGUCAGCGGAAGAGGCAGGGAGCAGGUCCACAUGGUCACGGGCGCGCCGGUGAGCGGAGCGCGGGCGGGGCUCCCGGAGGUGGGGUCCCCGGGGCGGGGCGCCACCGGGACGCCGGCCGGCGCAUAAUCUCGCUGGAGUCGCCAGAGUCCACACUCCGUCCCGAGAUGACGGCGAGCAAGCGAGUGGCGAAGGAGCUGGAGAAUCUUCAGAACGAGCUCCCCCCAUACCUAUGUAACCUGUCCAGUGAUGACAACAACGUCCUGGUGUGGCAUGCAGUCCUCCUUCCUAAAAAGCCACCCUACAACCUCAAGGCCUUCAACCUGCUCAUCAGCUUUCCUGAGGGGUAUCCACUCAUGCCGCCCACGGUGAUGUUCACGACCAAGAUCUACCACCCCAACGUGGACAGCAGCGGCCGGGUUUGCCUGCCCAUCAUCAACAAGGAGAACUGGAAGCCUAACACCAAGAUUAGCCAAGUCUUGGAGGCCCUCAGCGUGCUGGUGAAUAGGCCGGAGCUGGAGCAGCCUGUGCGUGUGGAGCUCGCCGACCUGCUAGCACAGGACCCGGAGCUGUUCUACAGGGAGGCCGAAGAGUUCACCCUCAAGUUUGGAGAGAACCGGCCCUCUUAACUCUGCUCCCAAUCCUCUAUGCGUGAUGGACACGCACACAUGGACCGGGGGCCAGAGCCCGUUCGUGGCCCAUUCCCUGCUCAUUUUUUUCCUUCUUAGGUUAUGUAUGUAGUGUGUAUGGACUCAGUCUCAGGUUCACCUGGCCACAGGUGUGCUUUCCCACUCCCUCUCUCUGAGCCAGAGUCAGGCAGUUUAGGUUCGCAGAGUCACGGGCCAGCUCUCCAACACUCUCUGACGGGGAUCCUGGUCUCACGGAUCCUGGUCUCACUAGUCAUUCUAUCUUAGAGAUGCAGGUCACCUUCCAGGCUGGCUCACAGGAAAUGAGCCCAGCAGCCAACCAGAAUCUCCCUGAGGCCCAGGCAUGGGGGGCGGGGGAGGGGUGGGAAGUGGGGAGUAGGGGUGAGAGGCGAGACACAUGGAGGGAGUCACUUAUGAUUGGGCACUUGGUUGAUGAUGUGAUUGAAAUCAGCCAGGCUGCUGAUAGAUGUAUAGUUUAGGUGCUAAACCUUUCUGUUCCAGUGAUGAAUCACUAAGUGGUGCAUAUGAUCUCCAUCCCAGAAAUCUGACUACAUGGUUUCAAAGCCACUUGCAGCCUC